UAAUUUCGAAUAGCUAUACUCAAAAGUAAAAGAGAAAGAAAAUUUCACACUGAUUGAUGGUUGCACAAAUUCCAUUUCAUACAGAAUGAUGUAAACCUGAUGAAGGAUUUGGGAAUGGAUUCUUACAGAUUUUCCAUAUCAUGGACGAGAAUUUUCCCAAAAGGAACAGGGGAACCCAAUAGAGAAGGAAUAAAAUAUUACAACAGCCUCAUUGAUGCUUUGCUUGAAAAAGGAAUUCAGCCUUUUGUUACACUGUAUCACUGGGAUCUUCCACAAAUGCUUGAAGAUGAAUAUGAAGGAUGGUUAAGCACACAAAUCAUAAAAGAUUUUGAGCAUUAUGCAUAUACAUGCUUCAAAGCUUUUGGAGACAGAGUUAAGCACUGGAUUACCUUCAAUGAGCCUCAUAAUUUUGCACUCCAUGGUUAUGAUUUAGGAAUUCAAGCACCAGGAAGAUGUUCCUUGUUAGGUCAUCUUCUAUGCAAGAAGGGAAAAUCAUCCACUGAGCCAUACAUUGUUGCUCAUAACAUUCUCUUAUCUCAUGCUGCUGCCUACAGAAGCUACCAACUACAUUUCAAGGAAGAACAAGGAGGACAAAUAGGAAUAGCACUAGAUGUUAUAUGGUAUGAACCAAUAACAGAACUUGAUGAAGACAGAGAUGCAGCAUCAAGAGCUAUGGACUUCUCACUUGGAUGGUUCCUUGAUCCACUUUUCUUUGGAAAAUACCCUCUCUGGAUGAAGAAACUUGUAGGUGAGAGAUUACCAGAGAUUUCUUCUGCAACCUCAAAGUUUCUUGUGGGAUCUUUGGAUUUUAUUGGCAUAAACCAUUACACCUCAUUAUAUACUCGUAACGAUAGGACCAGGAUUCAAAAACUGGUUAUGCAAGAUGCUGUUUCUGAUGCUGCAGUUAUUACAACCGCAUACCGAAGAGGAGCUGCAAUUGGAGAAAAGGCAGCUUCAAGUUGGUUGCACAUUGUUCCAUGGGGCAUCAGAAAGUUGGUAAAACAUGUGAAAGACAAAUAUGGGGACACACCAGUAAUUAUAACAGAGAAUGGAAUGGAUGACCCAAGCAAACCCUUUAUGACCUUACAGAAGGCCUUAAAAGAUGAGAAGAGGAUAAGAUACCAUAGAGACUAUCUUUCAAACCUAUCUGCUGCUAUAUGGGAAGAUGAUUGCAAUGUACGAGGGUACUUUGUAUGGUCAUUGCUUGACAAUUGGGAGUGGAACAUGGGAUACACUGUACGGUUUGGACUUUACUAUGUGGAUUUCAAGAACAAUCUUACUAGGAUACCAAAAGAUUCUGUGCAAUGGUUCAAAAACAUGCUCAGAAUAGAUACAGAAAGGGGUAGUGAAAUUUGAAUUGUUGUCAUUAUACAUGAGAAAGCAUUUAGUAGUUGAAAAGUUCAUCGGGAAUUAAUGAAUGAAAAU
This is a messenger RNA of Vigna umbellata (rice bean), 1425 nucleotides long. The record is from RefSeq and is a predicted model, not a curated record. NCBI's taxonomy places the organism in Eukaryota, Viridiplantae, Streptophyta, Magnoliopsida, Fabales, Fabaceae.